Messenger RNA from Eimeria necatrix, 4449 nucleotides. RefSeq names its product SNF2 family N-terminal domain-containing protein, putative. Gene Ontology annotation, molecular function: DNA binding; ATP binding; ATP-dependent chromatin remodeler activity. Gene Ontology annotation, cellular component: nucleus. Gene Ontology annotation, biological process: positive regulation of transcription by RNA polymerase II. The transcript is spliced from 16 exons. The record is from RefSeq and is a predicted model, not a curated record. The coding region runs from base 1 to 4449 and encodes 1482 amino acids. Lineage: Eukaryota; Apicomplexa; Conoidasida; Eucoccidiorida; Eimeriidae.
AUGUCCCCCUCUCCUCCGUCCGGGGUCACCUUGACCUCGCGCGAGGGGCUAGUCGCUGCUGCAUGCUGCAUCGGAAAUAGACUCGCUGAUGCAUUGCCAGCCUUUGUUAUGAGCGAAGGCGGGAGAGGCUCACAUCGUUCCGAGUGCUUUACUCAGAGCUUUCUCCGCCUUCAGCAGAAAUUCCGAAACCGCGCAGAGCAGCUGCAGCAACGGCAUCAGCAGCAGCAGCAGGAAGAAGCAGCACGCGGCAGGUGGGCGAAGCCCCUGUACUGCCCGGACAUCUACGGCGUCUCACCUGAGGCCACUGUGGAAGCACAAACAGGUGAGGGAGAAGGCGAUCUAAACAUUGACGGGGUCAUAUCCGCUCUCCUGGAGCGCAGCGGAGCUGCGGCUUCACCCUCACCCACAGCAGCAGCAGCGGAGACAACAACAACAGCAACAACAGCAGCGGCCUCAACAACGCCGGCAGGAUUGACGGAACUCGACUCGAAGCAGUUUGCUGAUGUGGAGCCUUUAAGCAAUGAACAGCUGCUGCAACAGCUACGGCUGCAGCUUUCAGCUGCUCGUUACCUACAGCAAGGGGUCCCACCACCGCCUGACCUUAUGCAUGCGAUAGCCUCGUCGCUUCCCAAUGGAGUUAGAGAGGAAAUGACAACAAGGCCUGUGGUUAUGCUCCAGCUAUCCAAACAGCUACGGGCCUACUCGCGUGAGCAUGUACUCCAGCAGCUAGAAGAGCGCAAGCGACUGCUGGAUUGCGUUUUAAGUGACGAUCCCAAAAUACGAGAGCGUUUCGAGCAUAUCUGCAGCCUUCCUGACACUGUCCGACGGCAAGCGUUGCUUGAGCGACGAUUAUGCAGUCUUUCUGCAUUCCAGCAGCGACUACGACGGAAUAUUCUGCGUGAAGCGCAGCAACAGUCUCUCCCUUUGGCCGAGCUCCUGCUGGAGCCCCAAGCCCCUAGAAGUGUUCACGAGCAGGCCCUCUCCUGUGGCUGCUGCUGCAUUAGCUGUUGCAAGGGCAGGCCUCCAAAUGCUGCUGCGACAUCAGCCGCCGUAACCGAUGAUGCACAGGCUUCAGCUGCAAGAGUGGCAGGAGGGGCAACGACAGGAGGGACGACGGCGGCAGGGGCAACGCCAGCAACAGCUACAGCAACAGCAGGACAACCAACUCCAACAACCACAACGGGGGCUACAGGAACUGCACUUCUCCCCCUCCCUGUUUCAUGCUGCGGUUGCUGCUGUGACACCAGUUGUGCGUCCUUCGCGGCAUCAACUGCCCCUUCUUCUGUUGCUAGCAGCUCCUUCUCUACUGCGCCUGCUGCAUCGCAACAAGGGGCAGCAGCCCGUGCUGCAUUAUUUGCUGCUCUAGAUCCCUUAGGACUAGCUGAUGUAGAGGGUUCGGAGCUCGUUCAGAAGGCUCAAAGAGCUCGAGCUGUGGCUGCAUCAGCUGUGCGCUCUGUUUUCUCGUCGGCGAACCUGCGUUGCUGUCUGUACACCCCAAACGAAAGAAGAGAGCAGCAGCUUCGCCUUGCGUGGGAGCGGGUGGUGCAGCAACAGGCUGGCUCUCUGCACAGACAAUGGAGGAGACAACGUGAAGAGGCGGCAGCCUUGGCAGUGGAGGCAGCCUCACAAGUUGCACAGAUAGAGCAAAUGAAGCUUGUAAUAAGAGAGAAGGAACAGAAAGAACGGAUGCGCCUUUUGAAGGAAAAUGAUUUGGAGGCUUACACUAAACUUGUGAAGCAGACGAAAAAUGAGAGGCUUCAAGAACUGCUGACUGCGACCGAAGAAUUUCUGGAGUCUCUCGGAAGAAAAGUGCAGGUUCAAAAGAUGGAGACGGACAAACUGUUGGCGCAGUCUCAGCCGUCUGGGGACGGAGGCGACAGCACCACGACCGUUACAGAGGGACCGUGUGGUGGUAACAAGGGCUUAGGGUCUCGCGAUCGCUACUACACGCUAUCUCAUGCAGUGCGGGAGGAAGUGCGACAACCAGAGUCUCUUGUUGGGGGCACUCUGAUGCCUUACCAGAUGGCGGGGCUGCAGUGGAUGCUGUCUCUGUACAACAACAACCUUCAUGGCAUUUUGGCUGAUGAAAUGGGUCUAGGUAAGACGAUCCAGACGAUAGCGCUACUGGCAUAUUUGAAGGAGUUUAAGAAUAAUGGAGGACCACAUCUCAUCAUUGUUCCUCUCUCGACACUGUCCAACUGGGCAGACGAGUUCGAGCGGUGGGCACCCUCGCUGAAAGUGAUGUUAUUCAAGGGAGCCCGCCUCGAGCGUCGACAACUGCAGCGUCAACUGAAGCAGAUCGACUUCAAUGUCUGCUUAACUACGUUUGACUUAGCUAUUAGGGAGAGGAGCGCCUUGGCCACUCCCAGUUGGAGGCACCUGGUGGUGGACGAAGGCCACCGCAUGAAGAAUAGCAAAUCAAAAUUUCACCUGUCCGUCUCCUCUUUUUCUGCCUCUCACCGUUUGCUGUUGACUGGCACUCCGCUCCAAAACAACCUAACAGAGUUAUGGUCCCUUCUUAACUUUCUUCUCCCCAAGAUCUUCUCCUGCGCAGAGGACUUCGAGAAGUGGUUUAGUCAGCCCUUUGAAGUGCAUGGAAUGAGUGUGGAGGGGACACCUGAUGGGGGUUCGAGUGGGGGUUCUCUGUUGAACGAGGAGGAACAGCUGCUGGUUAUCAACCGUCUGCAUGCAGUGCUAAGGCCUUUUUUGUUGCGGCGAGUUAAGAAAGAUGUGCUAAAAGAUAUGCCGGACAAGAAGGAGUACUUGGUACACAUUCCGCUUACAGAAUGGCAGAGGCUCGUCUACAAAAACCUGCAGGACAAGGGACUUAGCUAUGCUCGGGAGUUUUUUAGCAAGCGUAGCCUGCACAAUACAUUAAUGCAGCUACGAAAAAUUGCGAACCAUCCGUACCUGUUUGUGGAUGAGUAUGCACUUGACGAGACACUGGUGACAUCAUCUGGGAAGUUUGAGUGUCUGGACAGGAUGCUGCCUAAGCUGAUCCACUUCAAACACAAAACUUUAAUAUUUUCUCAAAUGACGCAAGUCCUUGACUUGAUGGCCGAUUACUUAGACAUGAGGGGUAUCAAACACGAGAGGCUUGACGGCUCCGUGGGCUUGCAGGAGAGGAAAGAACGCAUCGACUCUUUUAACCAAAAGAACGAAGAUGCGAUGGUUUUUAUGCUAUCGACCAGGGCGGGAGGGCUGGGCCUGAACCUACAGGCUGCAGACACUGUAAUUUUGUUUGACUCGGACUUCAAUCCUCACCAAGACCUGCAGGCCAUGUGCAGAGCUCACAGGGUGGGGCAGACGAAGCAGGUCAAGGUAUUUCGACUUGUGACAAUCAGUGGCGUAGAAGAAGUUAUUCUCCAGAGGGCCAACAAAAAACUGUCCAUUGACCAAAAGGUGAUUCAAGCAGGGAUGUUUGAUAACAAAUCCAGCGAAGACACCCGAGAAGAGAAACUGCGGCUGCUGCUGCUACUGGGCAAAAGCACAGGGACGGACGCUAAGGCGACGACACCUUUGCAGCUCAACCGGAUUUUAAGUCGAUCUGAGGAAGAAUUUGAGUGGUUCAACGAAUAUGACAAGAAGCUGUUGGGCGUAGACGGCGAUGGGCUCUGUCUUGGUGCAGACCGCAAUGGGUCCUUCUCAGAGCAGCAGGCCCUUUACGAGCCGCCUUUGGACGAGGAAGAGGAAGAAGCACCUCAAAACCUGCAGGACCAACCUCAGAAGCAUCAACAGGAGUUGCAGCAGCAACAGCAACAGCAGCAGGAACAGCAACAACAGCACGGCACUGCCACGCCUAUGACAGCAGAGGGAGAAGAGGAAGUCAAAAAUUUUUUAGAGGAAAAAGGGAGAAUUAUAAAAGCGAAGGAGCUGCCUGACUGGGUACUAGCUGCUGCUGCUGCAGCUGAAGCAGCAGCAGCCGCAGACGCAGCGGCAGCGGCAGAGGUAGCAGCGGAAGCCGAGGCUGCAGCAGCUGGGGACUUAGAGGGAGCAGAGACAAGUUGGUUAGUCACCUCCCGCAAGCGGCGAAACAUAUCCAGGCCAAACUACACCGAUGGGCUUUCAGAAUCUAAGUACCUGAAGCUAGUUGACAAAUAUGAGAACGGGGAAUUGGCCGAAGAGGACUUUCAAGAGGCCUUGGCGAAGGCGACAGAGAAAGCAGCCACACGGAGGCGACAGAAACCCUCGCCGGCUGCAAGCACGACAGGAGGAGUGCAAGGGGGCAACCAAGGGGGGGCCUUAACCAGCAAGAGAAAACCAAGGAGAAGUCGGCUCACCAGGGGCACUGAACUUUCACAGGAAACUGCGACAAACAGCAACGAUGCCACUCCGCAGCACGCACAGGAAAACGACGAUCAGCAGCAGCACAAGCAGCAGCAAAGAAUGGAAAUGGAAAUGGAAGAGUCCCCCGCAGAACAGAGUCAAGAUCUUGAUGCCGCUUCAUGA